Molecule: messenger RNA, 2209 nt
Organism: Dioscorea cayenensis subsp. rotundata (Guinea yam)
Lineage: Eukaryota; Viridiplantae; Streptophyta; Magnoliopsida; Dioscoreales; Dioscoreaceae
Product: protein CYPRO4-like
Exons: 2
Coding region: 100-2025 (641 amino acids)
Cellular component (GO): cytoplasm; nucleus
Molecular function (GO): protein binding
Source: RefSeq, a predicted model, not a curated record
CCUAAAUUCCCAAUUUGAAUUUCAAAUCAUCUCCGUUGCCCUCUUCUUCUUCUUCUUCUUCUUGUUGCUCUCUCUAUCUGUGUUUCUCUCGCCGGAGCCAUGGGCGGAUCUCACAGCCGCGAGGGUCUCAGCCUCUCCGACUCCGACUCCGAAUUCGAAGAACUAGAAGAAGCAGUAGAAGAGACACUGCAAUCGGAUUCGGGUGCCCGCGCAUCCGGAUCCGAAACCCAAACCCGCUCCUCCGUCGAUGAUGUUGAUGCCAAGCUUCAAGCACUGAAACUCAAGUAUUCCUCAAAGGCCUCUCCAUCUCCUUCGAAAUCUCCAAACCCUAACCCUAAUAUCUCGAACGCCGUCAAACUCUACCUCCACAUUGGCGGCGAUUCCCCCACCGCCAGAUGGAUCACCUCCGAGAAGGUCACCUUCUUUUCCUUCUCUCGCUAUCCGUCUGGCUCCGAUGAUGAUGAUGAUGAGGAGGAGGAGCAGGAGGAAGGGAAUUGGAAGGCGCCGCCAUGGUUCUUGAAGGUCGGGGCCAAGAUCACCGCCCGCAUUAGCCCCGAGCUCCAGCUCAAGCCAUUCCCUGAUCAGCGUCGCGUCGACUUUGUCGCUGAUGGCGUCUGGGCUCUGAAGUUCUUCUCCACGGACGCUUACCAUGGAUUCUUCAGCCGCUACCAAGAUUGCCUCUUUGAGAAUACGCACAAUCGUGAGGCGAACGAUACCAGUAGGCUUAAGGUUUUUGGGAAAGAUUUCUUGGGAUGGGCUAAGCCGGAGGUGGCGGACGAUACCAUCUGGGAGGAUGCUGAGGAGAGCUUCGAGAAGAGCCCCAAUGUUGUGGCCGUCGGGCAGGAUCUGUUGGAAGAGUUCGAGGAGGAGACUGGUGGUGGUGGGAUUCAAAGCCUUGCACUUGGGGUGCUUGAUAAUAGCUUCUUGGUUGGUGAUUCAGGGAUUCAGGUGGUGAAGAACUUCAGCCACGGAAUUCAUGGUAAGGGAGUUUCUGUGAAGUUCUCAGAUGGAGGCAAAGGUGUUCAGUAUUCGACCCCAAAGAAGGCCCUGCUCAUGAGGGCCGAGACUAACAUGCUGUUGAUGAGCCCUGCAACCGUUGGGAAGCCGCACGCUACUGGUGUCCACCAGCUUGACAUUGAGACCGGGAAGGUCGUCACUGAAUGGAAGUUUGAGAAGGACGGGACUGACAUCACAAUGAGAGAUAUCACCAAUGAUAGCAAGGGAGCACAGUUGGAUCCUUCAGAGUCCACCUUCUUGGGGCUGGAUAACAAUCGGUUAUGUCGCUGGGACAUGCGAGACCGGAGAGGAAUUGUGCAGAAUCUUGCAAAUUCAAUGGAGUCGCCUGUCUUGCACUGGACGCAGGGGCAUCAGUUCUCUAGGGGCACAGACUUCGAGUGUUUUGCUUCUACUGGUGAUGGAUCCAUUGCUGUGGGAUCAACUGAUGGGAAGAUUAGGCUGUAUUCCAAGAACUCGAUGAGAAUGGCAAAGACUGCUUUUCCAGGACUCGGGUCUCCGAUCACUCAUGUGGAUGUUACUUAUGAUGGGAAGUGGAUUUUGGGGACGACUGACACCUAUUUGAUCCUUGUAUGCACAAUCUUCAAGGACAAGGAUGGGAAGGAGAAGUCUGGGUUUAGUGGCAGGAUGGGGAAUAGGAUUGCUGCGCCAAGGCUUUUGAAGCUCACUCCUUUGGAUUCACAUCUUGCUGGAAAGGACAAGAAGUUCCAAAAGGGGCAGUUUUCAUGGGUCACUGAAAAUGGCAAGCAGGAGAGGCAUCUAGUCGCAACAGUGGGCAAGUUCAGCGUUAUCUGGAACUUCCAACAAGUAAAGAACAGCCACCAUGAAUGUUACAGGAACCAGGAAGGCCUCAAGAGCUGCUACUGCUACAAGAUUGUCCUCAAGGAUGAAUCAAUUGUGGACAGCCGAUUCAUGCAUGAGAAGUUUUCAAUGACCGACUCCCCCGAGGCCCCGCUUGUCGUUGCAACUCCAAUGAAGGUGAGUUCCUUCAGUAUAUCUAGCAGGCGAUGACGUUGUACUUCAUGUUGUGGCUUACUUCCACGUCUGUACUAGUUUUUAGAUUGAUCUUAAUCUUCAAUUCCUUGCACUCCCUGUUUGUUAUGUAUCCGUAUUUUGUGUUCUGAUGACUAUACAUCCUGUUACUAUCUGAUUUAAGCUUCAUGUUAAAUCAAAAACGUUUAGUAGGUUUUUGGUA